Symbiodinium pilosum is the source of this 738-nucleotide messenger RNA. The record is from the annotation of a GenBank genome assembly. Lineage: Eukaryota; Dinophyceae; Suessiales; Symbiodiniaceae.
GUUGAGCUGGACUGGGCAACCUUGGCAUGCCCACAGCCUCUGACGCAUGAGGUGGAAGAUGAGACAGUCCACCCCCUCAUCUUCGAUGACCCCACGACGCCUCAGCCAGACGACUACUGGCUCCACCCCUGUGAUUGCAUCCCACCAGAGUGGGGCCUCGGCUGGCCAGCAAACGCCAUGAUUGCGGAGGGGCUGCCUGCGGACAGCGAUGGUUCUUUCAUUCCCCCGCCGCUGCUUAUCGUCCAGGGCCAGUUCGCCUGCCCCUCCAGGCAGCUGCUACCCGGCAAGCGUGGGAUCUACUUUGAGACGGAGGCAGAAGCCUUCGAGUCCGCCGAUUGUCAGGAGCGCUGCAAGGAUUUUGUCGACUGUGCAUUCUACUGGACUGGCACCUCCCAUGGAGCACAGACUUGUCGCCUCUUCAGCGGAUGCGACAGCUUGGUUCGGGAGUUCGGCAUGGAUGGUGAUCUCUAUGCCUUGCCCCAGAACAAGAGCUGCCUGGUGGCAAAUCCCGAUGUCUGCUGGAAGACCACGCUUCGCAGGCAGUUCUUGACUCAAAAAGAGAGCGUGGCGCCCUCUUUCCAGCACUCUGCUUACCGCUACAAUGCAGGAGGGUUGGCGGAUUUCCAGGGCAACGCCUCUCUGUUGCUGGACCGCGAGUUCACCUACGAGGAGAAGUUGGGAGAGACCUCGACCGUCAAGCUAUUGGGCUGGACUGAGAUUUUCAAGCCGAUGGGUUAU